AUGGCAGAGGUUGCUAAAGGAUUAGAGAAACUCAUAAGCAAUGGUGCCAACUCCAAAUAUUUGACAGAAAAGUACAUCCUUCCUCUUGAAGAACGACCCAAGUUCUCUUCCGACGAAUCCCUUUCUGAAUCCAUUCCUGUAAUCGAUCUCAGUCGUGUUUCUGAUUGUUUAGGUCAACAAAAUAUUAUCCUGCAGAUCUCUAAAGCCUCUGAAGACUAUGGAUUUUUUUCAGUGGAGAUCUCUUCUUGUAGGAAGGUUGCUAGCAAGUAUGCUCUUGAGAUCAGGGCAUUGAUACUAAAGCUCUUGGCUCUAUUAUCUGAAGGUCUUGGACUUGAUUCUGGUUAUUUGAAUGAGAAAUUUGGCAAGCAUAAUCAAAUACAGUUGAUAAAUUACUAUCCUCCAUGUCCAAAUCCCAACCAAACACUUGGGCUUCAAGGCCAUUCCGAUCUGAAUGGCAUUACAGUUCUUUUGCAUGAUGAAGAAGGAGAAUUGCAAGUGCUCAAAGAUGGAAAAUGGAUCAUCGUGAAACCGGAGAAAAAUUCUUUUGUGGUUAAUAUAGCGAGGUACGAUACAGAGCUCUUCUCAUUAUUCUUAUGA
Amborella trichopoda is the source of this 597-nucleotide messenger RNA. NCBI's taxonomy places the organism in Eukaryota, Viridiplantae, Streptophyta, Magnoliopsida, Amborellales, Amborellaceae. The record is from RefSeq and is a predicted model, not a curated record.